Molecule: messenger RNA, 535 nt
Organism: Mercenaria mercenaria
Lineage: Eukaryota; Metazoa; Mollusca; Bivalvia; Venerida; Veneridae
Product: TNF receptor-associated factor 3-like
Exons: 4
Coding region: 168-530 (120 amino acids)
Biological process (GO): tumor necrosis factor-mediated signaling pathway; regulation of canonical NF-kappaB signal transduction; protein K63-linked ubiquitination
Cellular component (GO): plasma membrane signaling receptor complex
Molecular function (GO): protein binding
Source: RefSeq, a predicted model, not a curated record
UCGGGUCAAUAUAUCGGUCUUCUGCGCAUGUCCCGGCAAUAACAACCAAUCGGGACACUUGGUGGGAAUAUGUUAGGGCUAUUAGGCGGCUGAUUUUGUACGGAACGGUAUCUAAUAUUGUACCUACAGUUAACUCUGCAACUUAUGCCUCUGAGUUGAAGCUUCUCAUGGACAUGCAUGGCAGUCAGUUUGCACAGAUAGAUGUUCAGAUGGCAGAGCUUGACCUGAGAUUUCAGAUCCUUGAAACAGCAAGUUAUGAUGGUACAUUGAUGUGGAAGUUGAGUGACUACACAAGGAGGAAGCAAGAUGCAGUACAAGAGAGGACACUGUCUUUGUAUUGUCAGCCAUUCUACACACACAGAUAUGGAUACAAGAUGUGUGCUCAGGUGUACUUGAAUGGAGAUGGUAUGGGAAAAGAAAGCCGUAUAAGUUUGUUUUUUGUGAUGAUGAGAGGUGAGUAUAACAACUCACUACCUUGGCCAUUUCAGCAGAAAGUGACAGUGUCAAUGUCAGAAUGUUUGUCUCUGUAAAAUCU